CCGAAGAGGCGGCGGCGCUGGUGGCGGCGGCGGCGUUGGCGGCCGAGGCAGCUGCGUGGACUGAGGCGUUGGGAGGCCCAUCUCUGGCGAGCUUGACCCAGGCUUCGGCUCAUGGCACCGAGCGGCGUCCGUCGUGAGAUCAUCGACUGAAGACCAAAUAAGUAGCUAUGCAAAAUUCUCACAUGGAUGAGUACAGAAACUCUGAUAAUGGCAGCACAGGCAACAGUUCAGAGGUAGUAGUAACGCAUCCAGAUUUUAGUACUGAGAUUAUGAACGUUACGGAGAUGGAACAAUCACCCGAUGGCUCUCCCAGCGUGAACGCAUCUACAGAAGAAAAUGAAAUGGCAAAUGCUGUAGACCUUCCAGUGACAGAAACAGAAGGAAGCUUCCCUCCAGAAUUUGAAAAAUUUUGGAAAACAGUAGAAACUAAUCCUCAGGAUUUUACAGGCUGGGUAUAUUUGCUUCAGUACGUAGAACAGGAGAAUCACUUGAUGGCUGCCAGAAAAGCAUUUGACAAAUUUUUCAUACACUACCCAUAUUGCUAUGGUUACUGGAAAAAGUAUGCAGACCUUGAAAAACGACAUGACAACAUUAAACAAUCAGAUGAGGUUUAUCGACGGGGGCUUCAGGCAAUACCUCUUAGUGUUGAUCUUUGGAUACAUUAUAUAAACUUCUUAAAAGAAACAUUGGACCCUGGUGAUCCUGAGACAAACAGUACAAUAAGAGGAACUUUUGAGCAUGCUGUUCUAGCUGCAGGAACAGAUUUUCGAUCUGACAAACUAUGGGAAAUGUAUAUAAACUGGGAAAAUGAACAGGGCAAUCUGAGAGAAGUUACAGCUGUAUAUGAUCGUAUUCUUGGUAUUCCAACGCAGCUCUAUAGUCAUCAUUUCCAGAGAUUUAAAGAACAUGUACAGAAUAACUUGCCUAGAGAUCUUUUAACUUGUGAACAGUUCAUUCAACUGAGAAGGGAAUUAGCUUCUGUAAAUGGACACAGUGGUGAUGAUGGACCUCCUGGUGAUGACCUUCCAUCAGGAAUUGAAGACAUAACUGAUCCAGCAAAGCUAAUUACUGAAAUAGAAAACAUGAGACACAGAAUCAUUGAAAUUCAUCAAGAAAUGUUUAAUUAUAAUGAGCAUGAAGUUAGUAAGAGGUGGACAUUUGAAGAAGGUAUUAAAAGACCUUAUUUUCAUGUGAAACCAUUGGAAAAGGCCCAACUAAAAAACUGGAAAGAAUACUUAGAAUUCGAAAUUGAAAAUGGGACUCAUGAAAGAGUUGUGGUUCUCUUUGAAAGAUGUGUCAUAUCUUGUGCCCUCUAUGAGGAGUUUUGGAUUAAGUAUGCCAAGUACAUGGAAAACCAUAGCAUUGAAGGAGUGAGGCAUGUCUUCAGCAGAGCUUGCACUGUUCAUCUUCCAAAGAAACCCAUGGCACAUAUGCUUUGGGCAGCUUUUGAGGAGCAGCAGGGUAACAUUAAUGAAGCCAGAACUAUCUUGAGAACGUUUGAAGAAUGUGUUCUAGGAUUGGCAAUGAUUCGACUGCGAAGAGUAAGUUUAGAACGACGUCAUGGAAAUAUGGAAGAAGCUGAACAGUUGCUUCAAGAUGCUAUAAAGAAUGCCAGAUCAAAUAAUGAAUCAUCAUUUUAUGCUAUCAAACUAGCCCGACAUCUUUUCAAAAUACAAAAGAAUCUUCCAAAAUCAAGAAAGGUGCUUUUGGAUGCAAUUGAAAGAGAUAAGGAGAACACAAAGUUAUACCUCAAUUUACUUGAAAUGGAAUACAGUUGUGACCUCAAACAAAAUGAAGAAAAUAUCCUCAAUUGCUUUGACAAAGCCAUACAUGGCUCAUUGCCUAUUAAAAUGAGAAUUACAUUUUCCCAAAGAAAAGUGGAAUUCCUUGAAGACUUUGGUUCAGAUGUUAAUAAGCUUCUGAAUGCAUAUGAUGAACAUCAAACACUUCUAAAAGAACAGGAUACCUUAAAAAGGAAAGCUGAAAAUGGUUCAGAAGAACCAGAAGAAAAGAAAGUGCACACAGAAGAUAUGUCAUCUGCACAGAUCCUUGAUGGGGAUUUACAGGCAAAUCAAGCUGCAUAUAAUUACAGUGCCUGGUAUCAGUACAAUUAUCAGAAUCCUUGGAAUUAUGGACAGUAUUAUCCUCCACCUCCAACCUGAUGGAAAAAUGUAAAUUUCAGAUUGGUUAUAUGAGAAAUGUGGAAUUAUUUUUUGAAGGAUGUAAACAUAGCAUAAGCUUGUUGUAUUUGAUAAUGUCUUCCCAGUUUCUGUAUAACAUUUGUUUAGCUAAUCGUAGAAAAUGUCAAUUGGUGUACCAUAGAAACUUUCCUACCAUUUUUAAAAUUUACUUUUUAUUGAAGAACUAUUUUUAUUUUAUUUUCAUUAAGUGGUCUAGAAUUCUUUUGCAACUCAUGCAAGAGAUUUGUAGCCUUAAGUGUAGGAAAAAAAAAAAAACUGACUGCAAAUCAUGUCAGUUACAAGAUUCUGGGAAAAAAAAAGGGCUGGUUACUGAGAAUUUUCUCUCCUUAAAAAUAGGAUUUAAGAUAUCCUAAGGUUGUCUAUAUGUUUCAGUUAUAGUUGGAAAUUUGGCUCUAAUUGCAAGAAAGAUGAACUAUUAAUAUUAUAAACGAGAAAGUAUGUCAGCAUCCCCUUAAGAAAUGAAAUAUCAAAGUAUGCUUUGAAAACUUUGUAUCUAAAAUAUUCAUGUAAAAUUUGUAAGCUUUCAUUUUGAUCAGUUAUCUUUUUUUGUAAUAAAAAUGACUCAUGCAGCAAUUGUUUAUGAAUUCAUUUGUGGGAGGCAUACCAAAUACAAACAUUGAAGUAUGAUUUCUUCUCUAAAUUUAUUAUCUUCUUGACCUUUCACCAUAGAGUAUUAUUUUUAAAAUGUCCUAGACAAAGCUAGCCACCUUGAUUAACAGAGGAACUCCUGAGUUCUACUUUACCUAAUCUGAACAUUAGUACAGCAACAGAGUACAUCAGUCAAAUCAAGAUAAUCCAUGACAUUUUUAUUGAGCCUUUUAGUUUAUAAUAUGAGGUAAAAGGAAAAGCAGUUCUCUUUAAUACUUUACACAGCUAUAGUAAAAUAUCUGAGACUUAAAGGGACUUCCAGGGGAUUACAUUUCUCAAAUCAAGUAAACAAGCUUUAACUCCUUGGAUUUUCCAGUCCAUUCUUCCCUUAAAGUACUAACAAGCUCUAAUUAGUCACAUUAAGUUUCAAGGCCAAGUUUUUAUUGUUGCUGAUGUCUUCAGAUCUGAAGCAUUGGUUUCAGUCAAUAUCUACUAAUUCCACUUCAAAAAUGAGUUUGGUGUUUGGUGGAAUUCUGCAAGAAAUGGUCAAGGUAAAUUUGAUGAAAAGUGCCUCUACCCCAAACACUAAAUCACAGUAUAAUAUUAGAAUUGUGAAAUUUGGCUAUUAGUAAUUUAAACUCAAAAGGAAAGGAAGAGAGUUGUUUGGUGAUACACCCUUACUAAGUCCCAACAUUUUUGUGGUGAAGAUGGUUAGUUCAAAGGUAGCCCAGAGAGGUUGUCCCAAUAAAUUUAAGAGAUUUGUAUUUGACUCAGAGGCUAUCUUAAGUUUCCUAAGUGAUCAGUAGAAACCAUAAAAGUUGAAUUUCAACAACUAUUCUUACCUGAAUGACUCACUAAUGUACCGAAUUAGCCAUUAUCUUAUGAAGGCUACUAUAGUACUUAAAACAUCUGAGUGAAUCAGCAUCUAAGGCAGAGAAUGACGCCUAUUGUAUUAAAAAGCUAAGUUCAGGAGUGCUUGCUGACAUUAACAACUUUAAUGCCAGAACUAGAAGAGGCAGGCAGUUCCAGGGCUACACAGAGAAACUAUUUCCAAAAAACAAAGUAGGGGAAAAAAAAAAGGUAAUGGUUUCUUUGUACACAUCAGAUCAAUCUUAACAAUGCUUUCACAUGAGAUGAAGUUGCCAGCUAGCUGAAAUGAAUUUUAACUUUUUGUUAUUUGUGACAGGGUUUCUGUGUAGCUUUGGAGCCUGUUCUGGAACUUGCUCUGUGAAUUUAAAUUUUUAAGACUAGAGAGGACUUCCAACCUGAACUUCACUCCUUAUCCCCCACAAAUCCUACUAUAAAAACUAUUUUGGCCAACAAGUAUGGAAUCAACAGCUAAUAACUACUUUCCACUUAACUAUUAAAGCCUAAAUGGUAGAAUCAUUGCCUUUCUGUUUUUUGUAAAUGCUGACAAACCAAUUUGUCAUAGAAGUACUGUAAUUAUUAAUAAAUGCUUACUAACA
Molecule: messenger RNA, 4255 nt
Organism: Mesocricetus auratus (golden hamster)
Lineage: Eukaryota; Metazoa; Chordata; Mammalia; Rodentia; Cricetidae
Gene: Prpf39
Product: pre-mRNA processing factor 39
Exons: 14
Coding region: 168-2162 (664 amino acids)
Biological process (GO): mRNA 5'-splice site recognition; RNA processing
Cellular component (GO): U1 snRNP; commitment complex; U2-type prespliceosome
Molecular function (GO): protein binding
Source: RefSeq, a predicted model, not a curated record